Fusarium oxysporum Fo47 is the source of this 663-nucleotide messenger RNA. RefSeq lists its product as uncharacterized. Bases 1 to 663 code for a protein of 220 amino acids. Gene Ontology annotation, molecular function: protein dimerization activity. NCBI's taxonomy places the organism in Eukaryota, Fungi, Ascomycota, Sordariomycetes, Hypocreales, Nectriaceae. The record is from RefSeq and is a predicted model, not a curated record. The transcript has a single exon.
AUGGAGCCUAGAUGGCUGCAGCUCACUGCACUGCCGCAGCCAAAUAUAUCACCAACCGCUCAAGCCGCUUGUCUAAUAGAAUCAGCAGAACAAGACCGAGGGGAAAUAAAUCAUGAUCGCCCUGGCGUUAAACAUGUCGCUCCCCUAUCACAAGAGCAGAAGCGGCUUCCGGCAUCCUUAUUAUCCGAAGCUCCCUCACCUUGUCGUUCGCCUAGGCCAGAGCCUUCAGGCAAUUCGAGGCCGUUGCCUUACGAGCCAUCAUCGCUGUCCGCUUCAACCCCUCAUUGUCUCACGCCCAGUUACCUGUCCAAAGGGACAGUUCCCAGCUUGAUCGAGAACUGGUACCACACGGACGUAAUCAACAAGCCCGUGGCGAUUCAUAAAUGUCAUCCUCCACUCUCUUUAGCAUCCUUUCGGCAUGGAAGUGAAGGGCCGUCCAGCGCGGCGGACGAGCAAGACCGAGCAUUCCUGGAGAUAGCAUUACUCAGGUCAAUUCCCCAGCGCAAUCCUAGCAAGACGAUGAUCCUCAAAAAGGCAAUGGAUUAUAUUAUGAUGUUAGAGCAGAGGAAUGAAUGUCUUUUGCAGGAAAACAUUGAGCUGCAGAGUCGCCUGGUGCUCUUCAUCACGGCUCCGGACCCUGCCUCUCAGGUCCGACAUCCGUAG